Molecule: messenger RNA, 1644 nt
Organism: Aspergillus luchuensis
Lineage: Eukaryota; Fungi; Ascomycota; Eurotiomycetes; Eurotiales; Aspergillaceae
Product: sugar porter family MFS transporter
Exons: 4
Coding region: 1-1644 (547 amino acids)
Biological process (GO): transmembrane transport; carbohydrate transport
Cellular component (GO): membrane
Molecular function (GO): carbohydrate:proton symporter activity
Source: RefSeq, a predicted model, not a curated record
AUGUUGAUCGGCAACAUCUACGUGAUUGCGAGCGUCGCCGUCGUCGGCGGCGGCUUGUUUGGCUUUGAUAUCUCCUCCAUGUCCGCUCAGCUGAGCGAAAAUUCCUAUCUAUGCUAUUUCAACCAGGGCCCUAAGGGACCCCCCUUUACUGACGAUGAUGACUGUUCCGGUCCCACAUCCCUCAACCAAGGUGGCAUCACGGCCGCCAUGGCAGCUGGAUCGUGGCUGGGUGCCUUGAUUUCCGGUCCGCUUUCCGACCGCAUUGGACGCAAGACAUCCAUCAUGGUCGGCUGUAUCGUUUGGCUGAUUGGUUCCACCAUUAUGUGUGCGUCGCAGAACAUUGGCAUGCUCGUUGUUGGGCGGGUCAUCAACGGUCUCGCUGUGGGCAUAGAAUCUGCUCAGGUCCCCGUCUACAUCAGUGAGCUUUCGCCACCCUCCAAGCGCGGUCGGUUUGUAGGCAUGCAGCAAUGGGCCAUUACAUGGGGUAUCCUCAUCAUGUUUUAUAUCUCGUACGGCUGCUCCUUCAUCGGGGGACAGAAGUCCUACAACUACAGCACUGCUUCUUGGCGGGUCCCCUGGGGUCUGCAGAUGCUGCCGGCUGUUUUCCUUUUCCUUGGCAUGCUGGUUCUGCCCGAGUCUCCUCGCUGGUUGGCGCGCAAGGAUCGUUGGGAGGACUGCCACCGGGUCUUGGCUCUCGUCCACGCCAAAGGUGAUCUCAGCCAUCCUUUCGUUGCGCUAGAGCUGCAGGAUAUCCGGGAUAUGUGUGAGCUAGAACGUCAGUUCAAAGAUGUCACUUAUCUUGACUUGUUCAAGCCGAGGAUGAUCAAUCGUACGAUGAUCGGUCUUUUCAUGCAGAUCUGGUCUCAGCUGACCGGCAUGAAUGUGAUGAUGUACUACAUCACCUACCUCUUCUCCAUGGCUGGGUACACCGGUGACUCCACCCUCCUUGCUUCCUCCAUUCAAUACAUUAUUAAUGUGUUUAUGACCCUGCCGGCUCUAAUCUGGAUGGACAAGUGGGGGCGUCGCAUGCCAUUGCUGGUUGGCGCAGCUCUCAUGGCCAUCUUGAUGUAUGCCAACGGUGCGAUCAUGGCGGUUCAUGGUACUGUGGUGCCUGGGGGCAUCAACGGUGUUGCGGCCGAGUCAAUGCGUCUUCACGGCGCUCCGGCCAAAGGUUUGAUUGCUUGCACAUACCUCUUCGUCGCGUCGUAUGCGCCUACCUGGGGUCCUGUGUCUUGGACCUAUCCCCCUGAGUUGUAUCCGCUCCGGUUGCGUGGUAAGGGAGUGGCCUUGUCGACCUCAGGUAACUGGGCGUUUAACACUGCAUUGGGACUGUUUACACCGACGGCCUUUGAGAACAUCCGCUGGAAGACCUACAUCAUGUUUGGGGUGUUCAACACUGCGAUGUUCUUGCACGUGUUGUUCCUUUUCCCGGAGACAGCAGGAAAGACGCUCGAAGAGACGGAAGCGAUGUUUGAGGAUCCCAACGGCAUCAAGUACAUUGGAACACCGGCCUGGAAGACCAAGAUGAAGACCCGGCAAGUGGAGCAGUUGGAGCACGGCCAAGUGGAUGUGGAAUCAAAGAUUGAAACCCGCCACGCAGAGACCUCCGAGACCGUCACAAAAUCGCAGGAGGCGACGGCCUAA